This is a messenger RNA of Pelodiscus sinensis (Chinese soft-shelled turtle), 11196 nucleotides long. Lineage: Eukaryota; Metazoa; Chordata; Testudines; Trionychidae. The record is from RefSeq and is a predicted model, not a curated record.
GCAAAGAGAGAGAAAGGAAAAAAGGAAUCAGCUGCAUUGUAGUGAGGUGCAUCAAGGAACAAAUUAUACAAUGGAGUCAUAUCCCGGGCUGAGACAAGCAUUCUAGCAACAGGUAGACAGUUGGAGCUGGGCGGGAGAGCAUGGAAAGAACUGGCAAGCCGAGGCAGCCUCAGUCCUUUCGCGUGACCUUUGGCUCACCAGGGAGCAGCUCAGCUCACCGAGCAGCAGCGCUAGGAAGAAACUCGGUCUCAGAAUUAGUGGCCAGGUAUCAGAACAUACUGGACUAUGAAAGAACCCCUUCAAAGCAAGUGAACUUCCAGAGCAUGGUGAGAAAUGUUCUACAAAAGGCUUCGGGGGAAAAACUUGCCCCACCUCAAGGCCCUGUCAAUAAUGGGUCGAGGAGCAAGUCGAUGGAGAACCUUACCUUCUAUCAAUUCAGUAGCACUGCGGUGAAACAGAGACUUCAGACCAGUGGAGACUGGAGACUUCCGAACACCGGCAAAGCUGCUCCAACUUCACAGCCUACGGCUUUCCCUUUCCCUGCACUCCAGACAGCCCCUUUUAGGGGCAGUUUUAGGAAGAGUGAGAUGGAGCCCAGCACAGUGACAGCCAUCCAGGGGACUAAAACCUGGACAGAACUGGCCUUCUCUUCAUCCCAGAGUAACAGCAGGAGGCAACAAUGGAGCGUUGCCACCCACACAGAGAAGGAGUCAGCCAGAAAGGAAGCGAAGCUGUCCGGGAAAAGUACAACGCUCAUCUCUGCUGAAGUGCCAGAUACAGCCUAUGACUCAGCCCUGGGCAAGCACUAUGAGAGAACACGGUCUGAUUUAGACAUCACUAGACACAUACUCCUCCAAGGCCCCGGGAAACCCUCCUCCCCCUCCGUGAAGGAGCGGUCAGCUCUCUAUCUCUCUCAGACAGCUGCGGCCGCUGCUCACACAGGCAGCCUCCCACAGUCUAAUACCACAAAAGAGGACACUGUUCAUUGUCUUGACAGCCAGAAAGCAAGCAAGAUGGCAGAGUUUCAGAACCAGACGUCCUCUAAAGUGAAUGGCAAGAAAGUAGAAGAGGACUUACCUCCUCCUCCCCUGCAAGAUUCUUUCCAGGCCUCUGCUUCCCUGGCUGGUAGCCAGGAUUCAAACCCCCUGCCUCCUCCUCCCCCUAAGGAAUCCUUCUCCAAGUUCUACCAGCAGCGCCAGGUGAAUGAGCUGAAGAGGCUCUACAGGCACAUGCACCCUGAACUGAGGAAGAACCUGGAGGAAGCUGUAACCGAGGACCUGGCAGAAAUGCUCAGUGCUGAAGAUCCCAGUGCCCCAGCCUCAGUGAAUUUGGACGCGGUGCUCCCGGGGGAGGUUCAGUCCAUGCGCUGGAUCUUUGAAAACUGGACCCUAGAUUCUAUUGGGGAGCAUCAAGCCACCAAGAAGUUGGCGGAGGAGGAAACCAUCCCAAGCGGGGAUGUGAAAAGCACCUCCAGGAGGUUCGAAAGCCAGGCACUCAAUGGAGAGGGAUUGUCAGCAGUGACCAAAGGGCCCGAGACAGACCACACCAAAGGGGAUGUGCGUACAGCCAGGUGGCUGUUUGAAACCCAGCCGCUGGACUCAUUAAACAAACUGUACUCAGAUGAAACAGACGUGCAGGAGGCAGUUCUUAAAGAGCCUGUUCAAAGAGGGGAUGUGAAAGGCGCCAAGCAACUCUUUGAAACCUACUCCCUGGAGGCGCUGGGCCACUGCAGCUCUGUGGAGGAGCAGAGCAUCCUGAAGCUCAAAUCAGAAAUCCAGGAGCUAAAGGGUGACGUCAAGAAAACCAUCAAGCUGUUCCAGACAGAGCCACUUUGUGCUAUCAGAGACAAAACGGGUGCCAUCCAUGAGAUCAAAUCCGUCUGCAGAGAAGAAAUACAGAGCAAUGCAGUCAGGACCGCGCGCUGGCUGUUUGAGACUCAGCCACUGGAUACCAUCAACAAGGACACCUCCAAAGUGCAAAUUAUCCGGGGGAUUUCAUUAGAAGAGGCAGGAAGGAGAGAUGUCAGUGGAGCUAGGUGGAUGUUUGAAACUCAACCUCUAGAUGCAAUCAAAGAAUUGACAGUAGAAGAAAAGGAUUUCAAGGCUUCCAUGGAUUUUGUGGAAGGGGCAGAUGUCAGUAAGCAGCGUCUACUUUUUGAGACCCAGCCUCUCGACUCUCUGAAAGGAGAAGACUCAGACAGCAUCCCAGCCAAGGAAGAAGUCAUCGGUGGUGAUGUGAAAUCUACGCUCUGGCUGUUUGAAACCCAACCAAUGGAAACCCUGAAAGAUAAUUUUGAAGUGGGCUGUUUAAAGAGAGUGGGGGUUUUGGAAGAGGAGAAGGGGGAUGUGAAGCAAAGAAAGCACGUCUUUGAGACCUGUCCCUUAGGCAGCAUCUCCAAGGCAUCCUCUGAAGACCUCCCAGUCUCUAAUGUACACGAGGUGAUGAAGGGGGAUGUGAAAUCUUUCAAAAACUUGUUUGAGACUCUCCCUUUAGACAGCAUUAAGCAGGCUGAUUCUGAGCCCAUCACCAAACCAGAAGAAGAGAUAACAGCUGGGAACGUUAAAGCCAACCAGUUCCUAUUUGAGACAACACCUUUGUACGCCAUCGAAGACAGCUUGGGAAACUUCCACAAAGUUACCUCUGUAAGCAGAGAGCAGGUCCUGAGCGGUGAUGUCAAGAACUACAAAUGGAUGUUUGAAACCAGACCUCUGGACCAGUUUGAUGACAGCACCGAGAAGGUGGAUAUCAUCCGAGGGAUCACAAAGCAGGAAGUGAUAGCUGGUGAUGUCAGAACUGCAAAAUGGCUCUUUGAAACCCAGCCCAUUGACGUCAUCCAUCACCGGGCCAACCAAGCCGAAGAGCACUCCUCGGUGAAAAGGGAGGUUUCCCAGCGGGGUGACGUGAAGACCUGCCGGUGGCUGUUUGAGACGCAGCCUGUUGACACCCUGUAUGAGAAGGUGGAGAGAAAGCAGGAAGGGGAAAGCUCUGUGCCGCAGGCUGACGUUAAGUCAUAUACGUGGAUGUUUGAGACCCAGCCACUGGACUCCCUGAAAGGCCAGGAGGAGCAGUAUUUGCAGAUCAGCAAAGCCUACUGCCAAGAUGACUUACAAGGAGUCAACGUCAAAACAGUCAGACAUCUGUUUGAGACUGAACCACUGGCCAGCAAUGCCUCUGGCGAGACUGACUCAAAGAAGAUGGUCAGGUACUCCAGCCAUGUGGAGAUACAGUCCGGAGAAGUAUCUCGGGUGAAGGAGUUCUUUGAAGCCAAGCCCUUAGAUGUACAGGGUAAACUGGCUGCAGCCACAAAAGAGACUGGCAUCCCUGCAGAUGGGAACAUUGAAGCUGGGUCAGUACACAAGUUCACCUGGCUCUUUGAGAACUUCCCCAUGGACACUAUAAAGAGCAAUACUGAGGGCAUCCAAGAAAUCCCCCCAGAGAAGGAUAUUGAAGGGGGAAAUAUCCAGGGCAAGAGGUUCAUUUUUGAGACCUACUCCCUUGACCAGAUUCAUGACAAGGUGGAUGAGACGGAGAUCAAGAGGAUCCAGGAGGAGACAAUGAGCAAAGCUAGUAUCAAGUCCUGCACCAUGCUCUUUGAGAGCCAACCCCUGUAUGCCAUCCAGGACAAGGAGGGGGAAUACCAUGAGGUCACCUCAGUGAAGAAGGAAGAAAUAAUGAAAGGCGACUUGAAAGGCGCCCGGUGGCUCUUCGAAACCAAACCUCUGGAUCAGAUCAAGAAGGAGGAAGAGGUGUUUGUGAUCAGGGCUGUCACCCAAGAGGACAUAAAGAAAGGGGAUGUCCAGUCUGCCCGAUGGAGGUUUGAGACUGAGCCUCUCGAUUCCUUCUCUGGGGGGAAGAAGUCUGUGGCCAGGACUGUGGACGAUGUACAAAAAGGAGAUGUCCAGUCCAACAGGGAGCUUUUCGAGUCUCAGCAGGUGAGCCGGAAGAAAUACGUGAGGAUGGUCAGCGUCAGCGACGUCCAGCAGGGUGAUGUGAGGACAUCCACCUGGCUUUUUGAGAACCAGCCCAUUGAUUCCCUGAGGGGGGAGUCGGAAGGGAGCUCCAGCAUGACCACCGUGCAGAGAGAAGACAGCCAGAAAGGGGAUGUGAAGCGUUGCACGUGGCUGUUUGAAACUCAGCCCAUGGACAGCCUCAAAGACCCCGAGGGACCUGCCAAGGGCAACGCCCCAGAGGUGGUCCCUCAUGCUGACGUGAAGAGUACAACGUGGCUGUUUGAAACCACCCCCCUGGAUAGAUUCAGCUCUUCUAAGCACAGAACCGAAAUGGAGGUGAGCGAGAGGACUGUGAAGGAGACUUUGGAAGGCCUCUGUGCCUGCCAGGCCAUCCAGCAUGAUGGGAUCCUCAUUGAAGCCAACGACAGAGGGAGCGUGAGGAUGGUGAAGUACCAGCUCAGCAGGCAAGGUACUCCAGAGAUCCAAAAGGAAGAGAUUAUGGGAGGCAAUUUGCAAAGGAUCAUGCUGCAGCUACUGCACAGGACCAAUAUGGAGGCCCAGGGGACGCUGGUGGAGGAGGACGAGGAGGGCAAAAUCAAAGUCAGUCCCUUGCAGCUACUGGAGCCGAGCGAAGCCAAUAAAAGCAAAGAGGAGUUGAGGGAUGAUGUAGCUAAGGCUCUCCAAAGUCUCCUUAACCAAGAUGCCUCCAUCAAAAAGGGAAUGGUCAUGCAAGAGACAGUGGCGGGGUCAGUGAGGUUGACUAUCUACUCCCUCCUGCACCACUCCAUCCAGCAGGAAGUUGUCAAGGGGGAUGUGAAAUCAACCAUCGGGAACCUGCUGGCUUCCUCGCAAGAGCAGAGGACAAUGGCAACUGUCAAACGGGAGGACAACGAGAAGGGGAACGUCCAUCUGUACACCAGCUGCAUCGAGAAGGGAGACCUGGACUAUUUAAAGAACCUCCAGCGAGAGUCCGAGAUAGAGUCCCUUGUCUCCUCCCAAGCAGAACAGGAGACAGCAGGGCCCAUCCAGCAGGAUGUGCAGGGGGGAAAUAGGCACACCUUGCAACAGGAAGAACCAGGAGAUAAAGGGGCUGCAGAUGUGGGGCAAGGGGGCAUGAAGGGGGCUAAAAGAGUGCUAAUGUGUGAAGGAGUUAGCAAAGAGAACGUGUUAGCAAGAGAGGUAGUACAUGCAGGUGACACAGACUCCCCCCUGCAGUGUCUCGGGCAAACUUUGAGCUUACCCGCAGCAGUGGAACAGGAAGAUAUUGUGCCUAGGGAUAGUCAGGUGACCCCCCAGUCACUGCAAAAGACUCAGAAUGGCAGCAAGAAGGCAGAGAGGGGGGUGAAAAUUGCACCACCAGGAGCAACUGCCCCCAAAGCAGCAGCUCAGAGAGAUGACAUGGCCAGAAGCCAGCAUUCAGUGGCAGGGGAAACCAACCCGAUGACAAAAAAACUGGAAGAGCAGGCUCUUGGAAGUGACCUUCAAGCCGCAAUGCAAAGCCUGAAGCUAGCCACAGCAGAGGCACAAAGCAUUCAGCACCAAGUCCAGAGCAAGCUCCGCAAGAGCACGGAGGAAAUUCAUCUGGCCCCCAAGCAGCAGGCAGCCAGCACUUCAGUGACCCUGCAGUCGACUGUUCGCAAACAGGAAUGUGCACCUGCCACGCAGCAUCAAGCUAGUGCCGCCAUCGCAGUCCAGGAGUCACCCAAGUCCCACACAAGUGUCUCUCAGAAGCGCAUGGCAUCACACAAAAAGGUCAGUGCUCCCGAGGAAGGAGAGGGAGGACAGCAUUUGGGCCAGGAAAGCCAAGUUAUGCCUAGUGCAGAUGUUAGCAUUGACGGUCUGUGUACUGCCAAGCCAGUAACACCCUGUGUAAGCCCUUUUAUUGAGUCUGAUUACAAAGAGCAAUCAGUGCAAGAAGAAAGAGAGCAAGAUGUAAUGCUCAGAGGGGAUGUAAAGACAGCGCUCAGAGCACUGCAAAGUGCUGCGACAGACCAGAGACAAGUAGAGAAGGAGGAUGUUGUUCGAGGUAACUUAAAGGCCACCCUUCAGUCGCUGGAGAAGUCUAAUGUUAAUGUCUCCAAAGGGGACUUUAAAGCCGCUAUGAUAUACAGAAAUGCAGGGCAGGCAUAUUCCAUAAGUAAAAAGGAAAACGAGACUCAAUCAAUUAUUAACCAGACAGCGAUAGUGGCCUCAGGGUCCCAGUCUGAUAAUGACUUUCCUCCUCCUCCUCCAGUUGCUGUGAUGAAAACUAAGUGCGGUCCACCCACGGCACAAGCAAGAGAAGCUACCCCUUCCCAACCAAGCAAAAAGGAUGAAGCCCUAGGAUGUACUGUGCCCAUGCACAAUGCUCUCCCUAAAUCACUCACGACUGCCUCCGCCAAAGCCAAUGAUCAGAAGCCUUCAGAGAAACCAGCCAUUCCCCCCAAACGGGAAAUUACUGCCCCGCCACGGAGGAAACCUAUUCCACCUCCAAAACCUGAGCGCUUGCUGCACCAGGCACCUUCGUACCCUGCUAGGAGCAGCAAAGGGAUGUUGGCAAAGCCAGUCCCACCCCCACUACCUCCUAAACCUCCAGGCCUGAGUGAGUUAAGCAAAGCAAAAACCCCACCCAUGAAUCAGACAAAGGAGUUGUGUUGUUCUGAUGCUUCCGCUCAAGUGGGAUGUGGAGAUGGUCUGUCAAAGUGCUGCAUCUCUCAAACAUCCGUGGCCAACGCAGCUAUGGUAAAGAACCAGAACUCUGAGGAGAAAGCACCAAAAGACAUCAUCAAAACACCUCUUCAGAUAGCCGAGGAAAGGUACAAAGCAAUCAAGGAAGAACAGAGCAAGCAAGAGUCAGUUGACUCUAUGACAUCAAAGCCACAUAAAAAUGGAGUGUCUGGCUCUGAAACAGAACAUAUGAUGACCAAAGAGAAGGCAACAGCUCCAGAACAUGUGAUGGCCAAAGAGAAGGCAACAGCUCCUAAGAACUGCUGUCCAGCUGAGGAAAUUCAGGGAUGCAGACUUUCAUCUGGCCAAGAGAACAACUGCACAUUAACAUCAGGACAAGAAUGUCUGGGUAGCUAUCAGUUGGGUCUUACUAAACCAGAGAAUCAGAAUAAGCCAUGUGCUAUGAGUCAAGCCACCCUUCUGAGGAAAGGAUCUGCCACAGCAUUAAAUGCCUCACCUAAGACAGAAAGUGCAAGCAUGUCUAGUGCCUAUGGGUCAUGGGAUAAGCAUAACACAACAAUGAAAACAAAUCAGAGAAGACAAGAAGAGCUGUCAGCAUCUUCCCACCAGUAUCCAAGGGACCUCUUUAAGGAGCAGCAGCAAGUGAACAGCGGACAAGUGGGAGAUCUUGAAGCGAAGAAGGAGCAGCUUGCCCAAGAGAAACCAGUGGUGGUCAUGCGAGAAAAGCCCUGCCGAGAAACAGAGGACGAACGUCGCAAGCGGCUGUCUUUCCACAAGGAGGAGAUCAUGAAGGGCAGUGUCAAGGAGGCUAUGGAGAUCUUUGAGAACCUGCGGAGGCAGGAGGAGUUGCAAGAGAUCCUGACCCGAGUGAAGGAGUUUGAAGAAGAGACAUUCAAGGUGGAUGUGAAAGCCCUGAGGAGCUUCUUUGAGAAUGUUCCAGAAUGGGUGGUGCAUGAGAGGGUUCACCAAGCCAAGCAGCAGCACAAAGCCGAGAAGACUGAGCAAAUGGCAAAGGAAGACUCUGACAGCGUCUCUUCCGUGGAGCUGGCUUUUGAGGACCUGGAAAGGGCAAGUGCUGAGAUCAUCCACCUGAAGGAGCAGACUCUCGCCAGGCUGCUAGACAUCGAGGAGGCCAUUAGGAAAGCUCUCUCUUCUGUUUCUCAUCUAAAGUCAGAAGCAGACAUAGCUGGGCUCUCUGGGCUCUUCAAGGAGUCUCUGGGGAAUGCCCAGAGCCCUGCAACCAGCACCAAUAUCCGCAAGAUCAGCAUCGUGUCCAGCAAAGCCAAGCAAGAGAAAGCAGCACAAGGGACACCGAAUGCAGCAUCUGUGGGAAGUGCAAAUGUGUCGGAAAAGACGGAGAUGCCCAAGGGAGAGCUAGAAGUCCCCUGCGUCAUUCAGCAGCGUGUAAAUUCUCCAUCCUCACCUUCUUAUAUCUCCAUUGAAUCUGCUGCCAGAAAGCCUGUGGAAUCACCCAGGACAGUGUAUCCCCCCCAGGAUGCCCCCUUACCAGAUUAUCCCACCAUGCCAGGGAAAAGAGACACGUUCACUCAGGACAUCUUUAACUCAUUAACUCGCAAAUCAAUAGGCUCUGGUGGAUGCAAUCCAGCUCCCUUUGAGAGCGAACAGGAGCCCAUCCAGAUGAAGAUAGGAUCGAACUCAAUUAGGCAACACCGUCUUAGCAACUCGGUGCCCCAACUCAGUGACCAUAGUGACAAAGAGCAAUGCACACCGGACAUAUCCAAAGGCAGCUGCCGUGGUGCCGUCAAAGGAGGCUUUUCUGACUACAGCUCCAAAGCCCCUCUGAACAUCUCUAGCCCACAGAAUGCAAGGCGGCAGAAAAGCAUCCUAGAACUGCAGACAGGCCCAGACGGAUCCAAACUUUACGGAGCCACCAGAACCGUGACCGAGCAGUACGAGGAAGUGGAUGAGUUCGGAAACAAGAUCAUCACUUCGUCUACCACUGUCACCAAGCAAUCAGAGACCCAAACCUCCUCCACCUGCAGUGUGGUCUCUCCUCCCCGGUAUGAGAUAACUGCCUCGCCCCUCCUUCGGCGAUACCUACACAGCCCAAGUGAAGACUUCCACUCAAAUGGUAGUUUCCAGGAAAGUGGGGUGGUCUUUGUCACGUUUGGUAACUCCAAGCCAAAGAAGUAGAGGGCUUUGAAUAAUGGGAGAUUGCAGAAAAAACAAGUAAUUCACCGAUCUAACCAUGUGAUGUAAAGGAACUCUGCCAAGCCCUGUGAUUCUUUCCAAAUAUUUACCUAGUCUUUGGCAUACAGACACAAUAGAUGCAUUCAGGGGCAGCACUUGUGGUAAACAACACCCUUCACUUCACCAGCCUGGCAGACCCCACAUGUGAAGAGCUGAAACUUUGAUAGAAGCACAAGCAAGAACAUAAACAAAAGGGUGUUUUAAGGUGGUUUCUUCUCCUCUGAAUAGUAUUUGCGGUUGUGUCCAGGGCAUCUCUGAAUCCAGGCAGAAAAAAGGUCAGUUAGAGCCAACCAAAAGACCAGCCUGUCUGGGUACUUUGGAAACCGAUUCAUUUAUCCUCUUUCUGAUAGCAGUGCUGACCUCCCAACAAGCAUACGUUAUCACACAGACACACACACACAUAUGUACACACCCAUGGGUGGGUUGGAAUAGGAUUCUCUUAGCUAUUAGAAGAAAUAACACCUUCAAAUUGCUUUUGGAGGUUAGGGGGAGAGACACUUUGCAAAAGCUCAGUACAUAGCAAGUAUUCAGUAGUACCUAAAAUUGUAUGAAUUAGGAUUCCCAGGGUGUUUGUGAGUGUCUUUCCCCCUCAGAAGGACAUGAAGGAAGAUGCUCUGGUUAAGACUACAAUAAGUUCAACUAAAGAAAUAGAUGGUUAUUGCUUUCCUUUCUUUUCUAGACCUGUAAUUUAUUAUUCAUUAUAUACAAAAUCUUUUAUUUUAAAGUCCAUGCAUUCUUAUGUGUAAUGUUUAAAUCCAUUUUGAAACAUUGUAAAGAAAUUUUCUUUUUAUUAUGAACUUGUUUUGUACAUCCUCAACACAAGAUUUUAGAUAUUCUGAGCCCUCCCCCUUUUUUAAUUUUUAUUGCGCAUUUUGAAGGUAAACAUUACCUCUGAAAACACUCUGGUCUGGUUAUUUGUUUUGUCAUUUGUUUGAUUGAGUUCCAAGUACUUAGCAUUCCUCUGUACUUAGCAUUCCUCUGAUGAUGAACUAGUUGAGUCUUUUGUGGUCACCACCCAGCUUUAUCAGUGGACGCUAAAAAGAAAACAGAGCUAGAAACGAUAGGAACAAAAACUGAAUUGUGAAUUUUCAAUACAAAUGUAUUUCCAAAAGAAAUCCACCAAAAACCUGGAAAAAUGUUAUUUUCCAAGCUUUUCCUCUUUUACGGCCAUAUUAUUUUGAAAAUUCAAAAUUAAAAGAAAAAUUCUGCGUAUUUUGACCAGCUAUAAAAACAGGAGUGAAGAAUGUAUCUAAUGUUUGGCAAGUUGAUUGGCGUUCAUGAGGACUACCUUGUGAUUUGGUCAUACAAGGGAGCAAGAAUCCCACCUGACUGCCAGGUUAAUUUGGGUGAACCAUGUCUGGCUCUGAACUUAGCCUGGUGUAAGUGUCCAUAUUACAAAGCUACAUCUCCGUUGGUGUGUCCUUACUGGUGUUGCAGUCACUCACAUGCCUCACUAGAAUUUCUGGGACAUCACCCGUGGCUUUCAGUGCUAUGGUGAGUUGAGCUGCUCCAUGAGUCUUUUCCAGUGACUUACAGGAGAACAUAUCUGUUCUGGGUGCAACUGUAGGAAGGCAUUGGAGGACUAUCAGCAUUGGAGGGUUUAGCUUCGGUCCUCCCUGCCAAGUAUGUGGUUCACCUGCCUGAGUGUAAGGAGCACUUGGGCUUUAAGACACCACCACUUUGGGUCAGUGGGGUUUGUGUGUGCUAGUACAGGCCAGUAGCAAGUUACUCCCUCUGCCCAGAGCAAGGAGGAAGCAAAGGUGUGAGGAGCGGCGGGGUGUCUGUGCCCCUCACGGCUACAACGUGGAGCUGCUCAGGCUGUGCCAAAAGUCACAAUCUAGCCCCUCCUCUGGAAUGGAGAUGAGUUGGUGGGGAUUUCUCUCAAGCUGCGUGCUGUCUUGGAGAACUUAUGCAAAACUCACAUAGCAAUGUGGCUUAGUGGUUAGCACCCUAUGGAUUCUCUUCCCAGCAAUGCCAGCAGGCAUGUUGGGUGAUCUUAGGGAAGCCACUUUGCUAUUAAGUCCUUCCAUUUCCUUUUCUGUAAAAGGGGGGCAACGAUACAGAUUUCUUUUGCAAACUACUUUGAGAUCUACUCAUGAAAAGCACAAUACAACCGCUAGCAAUUAUUAUCAUUUAUGAUUGUUGUUGUUAUUCCUUCUACCAAUCCCUGUGCAGAAAGAAGGGGUUCUGACAUUUACACUGAUGAUUAAAGAGAAGAAAGAAAUGAAAGAAAAUAUUUAUUCCUGUGGUGUGUCAUUAAUAAUAGAACCCCCUGCUUCAAAAAACCCCAGGGAGCUAAGCGGUGAGCUGAAAAGGACCCAAUUAUUCUAUGCUCCCUGACACUAUGGGUGUGUCUACAUUACAGGGU